UUCUUAUUUUUUCGCAAAACGUAACAUUUGUCAACUAAACAAAUACUAACGAUUUAAAUUCAAAGAGAUAAUCCUUUGUAGUUAUUACGAAGGAACUUCACGGUCUUUAUAUUUACACUUGUUGACAUCUGUCAGUGUUCCACUGCUACGUGCGCUACUAUUAGAAGCCCAGCGGAUUUACACUUAGCCCCUCCCGAUUGGAUCGACGGCGCGCAUCCGUCCCGAGGCUAAUUCGAUUCCAUCUCUCGUUCGGAGCCUUCUCGUAUACCUGAGGUGUGCUCGUUUAGUUAUAAACUAUUCGAAGCAUGUGCGACUAAGUCGUUACCCAUCUUUGGAACUGCCUACUUCGACGAAAUCCCCUUUGAUCGACAUUCGGCGACCACCGAAUCCGUUCCGCUUACCAGCCAAAUCCUGUUCUAAUACGCUAUAUCGCUCAUAACGUACAAUGGCCACCACUGCCACCGUUCCGAGCAACGGCUCACCUCGUCCAAAUCCACAAAUACAACCAUGCCGAUACAAAGUAGGAAAGACACUAGGUGCCGGCUCAUAUUCCGUUGUCAAAGAGUGCGUUCAUAUCGACACGGGUCGUUAUUAUGCCGCAAAGGUUAUCAACAAGAGACUGAUGGCUGGUCGCGAACAUAUGGUUCGAAAUGAGAUUGCCGUGCUCAAAAAGGUCUCGAUGGGCCACCAAAAUAUCCUAACCCUCGUGGACUACUUCGAAACGAUGAACAAUCUCUAUCUCGUAACCGACUUGGCGCUCGGGGGAGAGCUGUUUGAUAGGAUCUGCCGUAAAGGAUCAUACUACGAAUCCGACGCUGCCGACCUAAUUCGCGCGACCUUGUCUGCCGUUGCUUACCUCCACGACCACGGCAUCGUGCAUCGAGAUCUCAAACCCGAGAACCUACUCUUCCGCACGCCCGAGGACAAUGCCGACCUUCUCAUCGCGGACUUCGGUUUGUCGCGUAUCAUGGAUGAGGAGCAAUUCCACGUCUUGACAACGACCUGCGGCACCCCGGGGUACAUGGCGCCCGAGAUCUUCAAGAAGACGGGCCAUGGAAAACCAGUAGAUAUAUGGGCCAUGGGUGUUAUCACAUACUUCUUACUGUGCGGAUACACGCCGUUCGACCGCGACAGCGACUUCGAAGAAAUGCAGGCCAUCUUAAACGCCAACUAUAGCUUCCAGCCAGCAGAGUAUUGGCGUGGUGUUAGCGAUAACGCAAAGGAAUUCAUCCGUCAGUGUCUUACCAUUGACCCUAACAAGCGCAUGACGGCUCAUGAGGCUCUAUCUCACCCUUUCGUCGCCGACUACAGUUUGAGCGGCGACGAUAGAGGCCAGAACCUACUCCCCACGGUGAAGAAGAACUUCAAUGCGCGUAAGACGUUACAUGCAGCCAUUGACACAGUGCGGGCCAUCAACAAGCUACGGGAGGGCCAAGCGCAUGCUCACCUGAUGGACGGUACCCGAUCAGCGGAGCCGAAGCAUGGCGCACCUCCGUUGGAAAAGGCCGAUGCAGAGAAAGGCGAUUCGGCCUACUCUAGUACGCAGAACGGCGAUGUAGAGAUGGGCGGCAUGAGCUCUACAUCGGAUGUGCCAGCGAGCUUAAGACCUGGCGCCGCUGCUAACAGAGUGGUUGAGACGUCGAAAGGUCUAUGGAGUGCUAGCCAGCCACGGCGGUGAGGCGGUAUCGAUUCGUUAGGAGCUGGGGUUGCAUAUCGUAUGGGGGGUGGUCGGGGCGAUUCUAUUUAGACUGCAUCUUGCGAUAGCGAGCGGAUCAAGAAGAGAGACUGAAAGGUCGUUUAGUUUUAUGACGAGAUGAGAUGAACUACCGUACGUUCAUGUACGUAAAUGAGAAAGAUAGCGAGAGCGCGUUAGCAUUCGCAUUAUUUGAAUAGUUAGCAGGCGAAUAUUGGCAAGUAAAACGAUAUAAUUCUGGCGAUGGAUAGUAUUAUAUAAUUAAUAUAGCUUAAGUUCCGUAUGGGAUUAUAUAGCUCGAGGUAUUGAUAUUGAUAUUGAUAUUAAUAUUAGUAUUAGUAUUAGUAUUGGAUUGCGAUAUCGAUG
Daldinia caldariorum is the source of this 2059-nucleotide messenger RNA. Its product is annotated as calcium/calmodulin-dependent protein kinase type I. The transcript is spliced from 3 exons. Gene Ontology annotation, molecular function: calmodulin binding; ATP binding; calcium/calmodulin-dependent protein kinase activity. Lineage: Eukaryota; Fungi; Ascomycota; Sordariomycetes; Xylariales; Hypoxylaceae. The record is from RefSeq and is a predicted model, not a curated record. Gene Ontology annotation, biological process: cellular response to oxidative stress; protein phosphorylation. Bases 446 to 1678 code for a protein of 410 amino acids.